Molecule: messenger RNA, 4205 nt
Organism: Chelonoidis abingdonii (Abingdon island giant tortoise)
Lineage: Eukaryota; Metazoa; Chordata; Testudines; Testudinidae
Source: RefSeq, a predicted model, not a curated record
GCCGGCGGGUCGGGCGGCCGAGGAGAAGGAGGCGGUGGCUGCCGGGGGGCGGAGCGGCGCCUUGCGGCGGGGGCCUGAGAACCACCCUCCCUCCUCUCCUUCCCGCACACACUCUGCGGGAGACCCUCUCCCCUCCCCCCAUCCCGGCUCCUGCUCCUUCCCCUCCCUGCCUGAGGGGGAGGCUGCAGCCUCCGGGCUCCCCCCCACCCACGCCCCCCGCCCCGCACUGGGUCAGGCUGUCAGGGCCCCGGGGAGGCAGCCACAGAGGGGGCUGGGGCUCCUGCCGCCUCUCUCCCUCAUCUCCCCCCGUUUUCUUCUCCCCCCCCCCUUUAUUCUCCUCUCAUUCCCUUCCCCACUUCUUCAUUUGUCACUUUUUCUCUCCCUUCUUCCAUCGCUCCUCCUGUCUCACAUCUUGAUUCCCCCCCCAUUUAUUUUAUCCCCUUUUUUCCCUCCUCUUCCUGAUUCUCAUCCCUUCUCUGGCUGCUCUGUGUAUGUGCACAGCGCGCUUCUCUGUCUUUCCAGGGAAAGUUGGGAGCCUCCAAGUUUUUAGUCUAUUUCAGGGGGUGGGGGCAUAGAAGAGGGGAGUGAUGUAGAAGGCCUGGGGGAUCUCUGUGAAGGUUUUGACCUAGAGGAUGUGGGAAUGGAAGGGGUAGGCUUGUCAAUACUCUCAAACUAUUCCAGGGGGGUGACUUCAAAUCUUUUUUCCAGGGGGGAGGGGGAGUGAUCGUUUUAUUUCUAAAAACUGGCGCAAAAAGCCCCAACAACCCAAGGAUGGAGUUUUAGUAGCCAACCACGGCAGAACUCUUGGGGGGGAAAAGGGGGGUUUGGGGCGCACAGGCUCACGUGUAUGUGAAAAGAUUUGUCAAAUUGUUUGGCUUGGUGGAGAUGUGAAGCUAGUUGAGCUCAAUGCUUUUAAAGGUGGGCCGUGUAUGAUGAAACCUGACUUCUUUUAAAGUGUAGCAAAUUUCAUUUUUUAUGGCCAAAUGACAGCUUGACCCAGUUGUUAUCCAGUCAAAGGGCAUUUUUUUGAAUGUCUCUUUGUGGCACAACAGCCAACGCAAAAAUGAUGGCGGCUUACAAUGGCGGUACGUCUGCAGCUGCAGCAGGUCACCACCACCACCAUCAUCACCACCUUCCUCACCUCCCCCCUCCUCACCUCCAUCACCACCACCACCCUCAACAUCACUUGCAUCCAGGUUCUGCGGCUGCAGUACAUCCCGUACAGCAGCAUGCCUCUUCGGCAGCUGCGGCAGCCGCAGCUGCGGCCGCAGCUGCAGCCAUGUUAAACCCAGGGCAACAACAGCCAUAUUUCCCAUCACCGGCACCGGGUCAGGCCCCUGGACCAGCUGCAGCGGCCCCUGCUCAGGUACAGGCUGCAGCAGCUGCUGCAGUUAAAGCGCACCAUCAUCAGCACUCACAUCAUCCACAACAGCAACUGGAUAUUGAGCCGGACAGACCUAUUGGAUAUGGAGCCUUUGGUGUUGUUUGGUCAGUAACAGAUCCACGAGAUGGAAAGAGAGUUGCACUCAAAAAGAUGCCCAAUGUCUUCCAAAAUCUGGUCUCUUGCAAAAGGGUCUUCCGGGAAUUGAAGAUGUUGUGUUUUUUUAAGCAUGACAAUGUGCUCUCCGCCCUUGACAUACUCCAGCCUCCACACAUUGACUACUUUGAAGAAAUAUAUGUUGUCACCGAAUUGAUGCAGAGUGACCUCCAUAAGAUUAUCGUCUCUCCUCAACCACUCAGCUCGGAUCAUGUCAAAGUUUUUCUUUACCAGAUUUUAAGAGGUCUGAAAUAUCUACAUUCAGCUGGGAUUUUACAUCGAGACAUUAAACCAGGGAACCUACUUGUGAACAGCAACUGCGUUCUGAAGAUUUGUGAUUUUGGAUUGGCCAGGGUGGAAGAAUUAGAUGAAUCUCGUCACAUGACUCAGGAAGUUGUCACUCAGUAUUAUCGGGCUCCGGAAAUCCUGAUGGGCAGCCGUCACUACAGCAAUGCGAUUGAUAUUUGGUCUGUGGGCUGUAUCUUUGCAGAACUACUUGGUCGAAGAAUAUUGUUUCAGGCCCAAAGUCCCAUUCAGCAGAUGAAUAUUUUUUCCUCCCUCUUACAGCCAUCCCUUCCUGUCCUAUAUACACUUUCCAGCCAAGCUACACAUGAAGCAGUUCAUCUCCUUUGCAGGAUGUUGGUCUUUGAUCCAUCCAAAAGAAUAUCCGCUAAGGAUGCCUUAGCUCAUCCGUAUCUUGAUGAAGGGCGAUUGCGAUAUCACACUUGUAUGUGUAAAUGUUGUUUUUCCACCUCUACUGGAAGAGUUUAUACCAGUGACUUUGAACCCAUCACUAAUCCCAAAUUUGAUGACACUUUUGAAAAGAACCUCAGUUCUGUUCGUCAGGUGAAAGAAAUAAUUCAUCAGUUCAUUUUGGAACAGCAGAAAGGAAACCGAGUACCUCUCUGCAUCAACCCUCAGUCUGCUGCUUUUAAGAGCUUUAUUAGUUCCACUGUUGCUCAGCCAUCUGAGAUGCCGCCAUCUCCACUGGUUUGGGAAUAAAAGUAGAAGAUGAUAUACUACUGAAGAUGUAAUGUAGCUUUCCACUGGAGUCUGGGAUUUGCAAUUCUGGAGGUUAAUCAUGCUUGUACUGUAAUUUUACUAAUGAAGUUUUAAAUUAACAACCACUACUUGUAUGAUACAAAUAAUAUUUAGAGAUGUACUAGACUUUUAAUCUUGUAAAGUGGUUGUGCUUUUAGGAGAAAAUAUUUUAUCCAGAGUUGCACAUGUUUUAUGAAUUCUGGGGCAGCUGUGAUGGCUCAGCUUGGAACAAACAGAGAAUUGAACUGAAUUUGGGGAGGUUGUUUUUUUGUUUUGAUUUUUUUAAUUAAGGUGAGAUUGUAAAAAGGAUAGACAUGCAGUUUGAUAUUGAGCCAUUCCUGAAGAUUUGGGGUUUUCUAAAAUUAAGGAAUACAGAGAACUUGAUUGCGACCAAUCAUGAAGUCACAUCAGAUGACAGUGACCAGACUAUGAAUGGACACGUCACCUGAUGAUCAAAUCCUAUAAAUAGCUUCUCACUAGAGCUGUGAUGGUAAUGUGUGCUGUUCUAAAAUCAACUGUUGUGAGUAGAGAGAAUGAGUUUGUGACUAGGAGAGAAUAAACUUCUGUUUCCUUACCCGGUAUAAAUAUAUAUAUAUAUAUUUAAUCUAUUUUUAUUAGAAGUUUUUCUGCUCUUUCUUACAUAAAACCCCCAAGCAUGCAUCUUCUAUGUGUGUAAAUAAUUCCAUUUAUGGGCUAAUUUCAAAGAAUCCUGACAUCAUUGCUGUAUAGAGAGAAAUUAGCUUGCACAUUUUAGGUCUGUGAAAUUUUGUGAGAACUUUUUCCUGCACUGGACAGUUGAGAAAAAAAAAGAGAAAGAAAAGGAAAAAAAAAAAAAAAACAGCACAUAGGGAAUUAUGUUAAUUGUGUUUGUGUCUUUAGGCAAAGCUGUGGAAGUCUUGAAAUGUCACAGUAGUAAAUAACUUUUAUUUCUUUUUGGCUAAUUCUUUUUUUCUGUUGGAACACUGAAUUAUUCUGUGCAUAUGUAUAUAUGAACACAAAUUGAAGGCCUCUACCUCCUGGAGUAUACAACUUGGUUUGUUUACCUCCACAUGAUUAUUUUUUUUUAAGUUCAGUGUGGAGACUUGAAACUUGAAUGUCCCUUCCAACUUUUAUAUUUAAAACAAGACAAGAAAAUUGAAGACUGUUUUUCACCUGUACAAAGAAAUACUAAUCGAUGGUCUUAAAUUUUGAGCAUUGGUCUGGGGAAAAACCUUGGUGUUUGUUAUGGACAAUUAACUGUUAAAGUUAUUGUAAGUUAUCUGUAUUUAGCAGAGUAUUUUCAACGAGUGAUCUGAGCUGAAAUUGGAGACUAUUAGUAAGUUAUGUUUGGAAGUUUUAACUUCAAUGAAGUAAUUAUUUGCUGUGAAAGAAACAAACAUUGAAUUACUAAACAAAGAUGGUGCAAUAUCUUUGUUUUUUAUGAGGCUCUUGAGAAUAAAACCAACUGAAACAUUUCAAUUCACUUGAAUGAGAAACGUGUUUAAUUAAAAGAGCCCAAGAAGACACUGGUAUGAAAGGUAAAAUCUCAGAGGUUGGACAGUUAAUGUGGCACACUUGCUGGUCACUUUGUAAAAUGUAGAUUUGAAGUACAGUGGUGAAAACAUUAAAUGUGACAUUUGAAAAAGAA